AUGGACACGUCGUCAACCCUCGCGACGAGCGCCAACCCGACAAUUCCCGCCGAACAGCUUGCCGCACUUACAUCGCUGCUGUCGGGACUCACCGCUGCCGCUUCCGGCACUACCGCACCCGCCACGACAUCCGGCUCCAAUCGCAAUGCCUUCCCGAAGCAUGCGCGGUUGGACGGGCCGAAGACGUUCGCGAACUGGACACGCCAGCUUCGCCUGUGCCUAGCGGACGACAUCCGCUCCUACGUCCUCGACGGAAUCACCCCCGACGAUUGGACGCCUUCGCAACGCUCCGCCCGCGACGUCGUGGCACGCGAGAUCCUUGCAAACUCAAUCGACUCGGCCGAAGUCUCGGCAGUCCUCGACAAGAUCCCUACGGCCGACCUCACAGCGCCCAAGAUUUACUCGACGCUGAAAUCGCGAUACGCCCCUGAUGACGCCACUCGCACGCUCGAGCUCUUCUCGCGACUCUGGGGCUUCCGACCCAUGCCCGGAACGGUUGGCGAAUUUGACAGUUGGAUCAUGGACUUCAAGUCGGUCGCGCAAGAGAUCAUCGAUACGAAAACGACGAUCAACGACGUCCUUGCCACACUCCUCCUCGCGAUCGCCCACCCGUCACUCGAGAGCUUCAAGGCAACGUUCACCGACGAACAACGCACGCAACGAACUCUCCCUGACAUCGAUUCAGUGGCCGACCGUAUGCGAGUUCAACUCCGGUCAACGAACCUCUCCAACGAUCAAUCGGCCCUCCUUGCCUCGUCGUCGCCACGUUCUACCCGUACCAAGUGCCUCGCCUGUCGCAGCCCUUCUCACCGCGUCGCACAAUGCCCUACAAGGGCCCAGCAUCCACCGCCAGGCCCGUGUCGCUCCUGCAAGAAGAAGGACCACUGGUCUUUCGACUGCAAAAAGGCUCUUGAGGACGGGAAAACGCCCGACACCUCUGAUGCGCAACACCAUGUCGGAUGUCUCGCCACCGGUCUUCUCGCACAUCGUCGUCAGCUUCGCAACAACUCCUUCGUCGUCGACUCGGGUGCCACUUCGCACAUGGUCUCGGACAAGUCGCUGUUCACGGCCUAUCGCCACAUCGCUCCUACGAAGAUUGGUGGUAUUGCAGGGGGCAUCAACGCCGUCGGAACGGGAAACAUCGCCUUUGUUGCCGCCUCCGGUCACCCGAUCACGCUUACCGGCGUGCUGCACACCCCGGGCCUGUCUGUCAACCUCCUCUCGGUCUCUCGACUUUGCGACACCGACGAUGUCCGUGUCGCCUUCACGAAGCACGGCAUCCAUAUCGACAAGAACGGCAAUGCUAUCGCUGAAGGCGCAAGACUCGAGGAAGGGCUCUACUUGCUGGACGCUGAUCAUUCCAAAUGUCAGCAUCUCGCUCUCCUCUCUCGCUCACAGUCUUCCGUGCCCCUGCUGACCCUUCACCGCUGCCUCGGCCAUCUCGCACCGUCGUCCAUACAGAAGAUGGUUGCCGCUGGUUUGCUGGAAGGUCUCGGGGCCGGAUAUAGUGACGAAGAGGUAGAGAAGUUUGUCUGCAAUGCUUGCCUCAGUGCAAAGGGCCAUCGUCUUCCUUUUCCCGAUUCGGACUCGCACUCCUCAGAGAGACUCGGCCUCGUACACAGCGAUGUGCUUUCCUUUCCCGAGUCGUCCUUGACUGGCAAGCGUUACCUGGUCACGUUUCUUGACGACUUCUCGCGCAAACUGUGGGCAUACGCGAUCGGACACAAAAGCGAAGUCUUUGGCGUGUUCAAGACAUGGCUUGCCGAGGUCGAACUCGAGACGGAUGCAAAACUGAAGGUCCUCCGAACCGACAAUGGUGGCGAAUACUGUUCGAGAGCGUUCACGGAAUUCUGUAAGGCACGCGGCACACGUCGACAAUACUCUAUCCCUCGAACGCCUCAACAGAACGGUCGUGCCGAACGAGUCAAUCGUUCUAUCGUCGAAGGUGUCCUUGCCCUCCUUGCAGACGCCCACUUACCCAAAUCAUUCUGGGAGGAGGCAGCAGCUUAUUUCGUCUACUGCAAGAACCUGUGCGAACACUCGGCCCUGGACAAGGCAACACCGAACUUCGCCUGGCAGGGCGACCGCACCAACGCCUCGGCGCUUCACCCGUUCGGCUGCACGGCUUGGCUCACAGUCGCGCCUGAACUUCGCUCGAAACUCGACCCGAAAGCGGUUCGCGUUCUCUUCACCGGCUAUGACCUGGCUUCUAAAGCCUUCCGUUUCUACGACACGACGACCAAGAAGAUCAGUUUGGGCAGAAAUGCCAGGUUCCUCGACAACGAAUUUCCCGGGUUACGUAGCGACUCCACCGAGCAAGACGCCGACACGCACUUCGCCAGCGCUUGCCCGACCACCGAAUCCCAAGCCGUUGUCAAGACAUGGACCCCACUAGUAAGGUCGGCGCACAUGGACGUCUCAUCCUCUCUUGAUGACUCUGCCAUGAGCGCCGUUGACGUGGCCCCAGGGUACACUGGCGGAACCUUACUUAAUUCCACAGAUGCCGAAUCGUCCUCGUCACCGUCUCCUGAGCCGUCCUCGUCACCGUCGCCCGCAACUCCCUUGUCACCGUCGCCUGCGCUGUCACCGUCGUUGGCUGCGUCAUCGUCACCCUCGGCCUUACCGACCGACUCUGACUACUCCGCCGACCCUCUGGACCUCAUCGGCUCACAGACCCCGACUCGCCUCGGCCCACCGGACGUGCACCGCCCAGACUUCAGCACGUACCGUGAGCCCGCAUCGGCUGAGGAGUCGCCCGACGAACUCGACAUCAUUGGGCGCCACUCGCGCGAUGAAUCGCCGGACGAAAUCGAUUUCCUCACCCAACACCACCGCGCCUUCAUCGCCACCGACGACGACAACUCUGACACAGAAGCCAUUCAACCAGUCAAGUCCAUCACCAGCGACCCACAGACAUGGCGCGAGGCAAUGUCGAGUGACAAGCGCGAAGUGUGGGCCAAGGCCGCUACCGACGAGUUCAAUUCCAUGCGCGACGACUUCAAGGUCUUCACCAUCGAGGACCGAUCCACGGUACCAGCGGGUGCGACCAUCGUCACAUCCAAGUUCGUCUGGAAAACGAAACGGAAUGCACUCGGCGAAGUCACCGGCCACAAGGCACGGCUCGUGGCGCAGGGAAAUCGGCAACGCGACGGCAUCGACUUCAACGAAACCUUCGCACCAGUCGCACGCUUCUCCUCGAUACGCUCACUCCUCGCGCUGGCGGCCGCCAACGGCUUGCACGUGCACCAGGCGGACAUCGACAAAGCCUAUCUGCAUGGCGACCUUGACCAUGACAUCUGGAUGACGACACCGCGCGGCUUCGACCUUCCCACCGACAAGGUGCUUCGUCUGCGACGCUCCAUCUACGGACUCAAACAGGCUGGCCGAAUCUGGAAUCGACACAUCGACGCAUCGCUUCGAGAUCUCGGCUAUACGGCGACGGGCACCGACCACUGCGUGUACUCUCGGAUCGACGAUCGGCGACGCCCACACUACAUCGCGCUGUACGUCGACGACCUCCUGAUGAUCAGCCCCGACUUGGCCGAAAUUGAACGUGUCAUCUCGGGCCUCGAACAACGCUACGGCGUCAAGCGCCUCGGCCCGGCAGAGUACAUCCUCGGCAUCCAGAUCAGGCGACUCGAAGACGGUUCUAUUGCCCUGUCCCAGGAACGGUACAUCAUGGACGUGCUUGCUCGGUUCCACUUCGACACCACGACUCGCGGCACUACAGUCCCGAUGACCCCCGGCCUUUCGCUCACCGCCAUCCCGGGUCAAGGCACCGAACGGAUCAGGUCAUGGUAUCUGCAGGCUAUCGGCUCGCUCCUCUACAUUUCGCUCGGCACCCGCCCCGACAUCGCCUUCGCCGUGUCCUACCUGGCCCGCUUCGCCAACAACCCUGGACGUCGUCACUGGAUCGCGGUCAAGCACAUCCUCCGCUAUCUCCGGGCCACAUAUCGCGACGAACUGGUUUAUGCUUGCGGCGAGACACGCAUCACGGGCGUGGUUGGCUACUCCGACGCGAACUGGGGGGCCUGCGUCGAUACGUCGGUGUCCACUAUGGGCUACGUCUUCUACAUUGCCGGAUCCGCCGUGUCUUGGUCGUCCAAGCGUCAAUCUCGAGUUGCCGAUUCUACCACCGACGCUGAAUACCUCGCCCUCUCGCAUGCUGGCAAGGAAGGGAUCUACCUCAGUCAGCUGCUCGAGGAGCUCCAUGUCCAACCUGUUGCACCGGCUCACAUUUUUACUGACAAUGAAGCCGCUGCCGCAGUUGCCCACGACCCUGUCCGCGUCUCCGGCACUCGACACAUACGCUUGCGCGAGCACUUUGUUCGGGACAUGGUGAAUCGGGGCGAUAUCUCACUCUCGCAUGUGGGAACCAGCAACAUGGUGGCCGACAUCUUCACAAAGGCUCUUGGCCCAAAGAUUUUCUCGACACACUGCUACGCACUAGGCCUUCGCACUCGACACCCACGGCUUGGAUCUGCCUCGCAUUCGCGUGGGGGGGGGUGUGAAGAGUCCACUCUCAGCUCGACAGGGGCGCCUCGGUCGUUGCGCGCGCCUGCUAGCCUGGCCCCUGUGGUGGGGACUUAG
This is a messenger RNA of Microbotryum saponariae, 4590 nucleotides long. The record is from the annotation of a GenBank genome assembly. Lineage: Eukaryota; Fungi; Basidiomycota; Microbotryomycetes; Microbotryales; Microbotryaceae.